UAACAUUAGUUUUGUUGCAAAAAAUGAAUCAAACUCGAGACCUUUUGGGAAAAGAAUUUUUACAUAACAAACAACUAAACAGUGGAAGGAGAAACCCAAAGAUUAUGUUUGCAUCAACAUCACCAUUUGAUGGGUUAAAACAACAUCGACUAUACUCUAAAGGGGGAAAACAUGUGACUAAAGUAAUUAAAACCCAACAGAAAUUUGGCUAAAAACGUAGUUACCGUAAUCAUAUAUAGAGUGUUAACCCGGACCAGUUCCUAAUAAAUAUGUAGGCGUAUAUUUUCUUCAGGUAUCAUCAUUCUCAGAUAUAUCAGCGGCGCUUAAGUCAAAACACUAACACUAGAGGUUUCAUCGAUCAGGGUUAAUUAGUAUGAGUGUAUAAGUGAAUGAUUUUCAAUCAUGUAAUCCUUGAUCAUGGUUAUAUUGAAAAAAACUGAUGAAUAGGGAAAUGGAUAUUAAUUACUUCCUUUUACACCAGAGCAUGAUUAAUAAAUCACGUUUAUUUGUCAAAGCGCUGGUUCACAACUUCAGAUACAACUGAUAAAGAGUAAGGUAUGAAUGUUUAUCACGACGAAGAGCGUAAUGUGGGGCCAUUGUAGAUUUAUUGUAUUUGUAUGUUUAUUUGCUACUCUCACAAGUCUCUCUCAACUCAAACAGUCAAACCCAUCGCUUUGUUUUCCUUCUACGUAAAGAGCAUAGCAGUUUACCCAAUACGACUUAGCCACGUGUGUUCCACUUCACCUUCUCUUCUUCUUCCCCAGCAUUCUUUCUUCGCAUUUUUCUUCCACCAGCUGCGCUGACAAUGACCAAACUACCCCUAGUAGAAGUUGACUCCUAUAAGAAUUAAUUACAUAAACCAUGAAAGCCAUGCGCAAACGGAAGGGCUCCACAAUGUCCAUUGUCAAAUUCUAUAAAAGCGAGUCUUUAGACCAUUUACUACGUCGCUUGUAGCUAGUAUAUAAAAUUAUACAUCCCUCAUUAAUUUAAUGUUAUUGUUUUACUUUAUCCUCUUUAUUAUUGGCUUAUACAACGAUCCAACGACUUUCAAACACAAGGAUUUCUUGUGCUUAAUACGAGAUCCAUAUGAUGAUAUGAGCCUUGGAUUCAUCGCAAAACCCUAAUUUUUAGUUCUACAAUCACCUUUGGGUGGCCAACAUACAAAAAAAAACUCACGCAUAUAUAUUCAUUAAGCUAUUUACUCGAUCAGAUCAUCGGUUCACUGAGUCACUGAGUAGCUUUCUAGGUAAAAUACACUACAUAUAGAUGUGUUUGUAACUUUGUAUAUAAUAUGUAGGCGUCAGGCGUGAGAUGGAAUGUAAGUGAGAAACAUGUAAUUCCUUUGACGAACACAGAAAUCAGAGUGCUGACACGAGAAUUAACGACAAAGAGACAAGAAAGGUGUUACAUCAGCUACACAAACGUCAUGUUGUAACUGAAAAUGUAACAAUAUGACAUCGAUCUUCAGUAAUUCCAGUAGUUAUUCUUUUCAAUAUUUGGAAAAUAAUAUAUAUAAAGAGGAAGAAUUGAAAAUAUAAUUUAAAAAUAGAGAAUACAGGAUUGAAGAAGAAGACAUCAUUUGGAGCAUGAAGUAACACCAAGCAAAAUGAUGAUAUUUUCAGCUUCUCUCUCCCGUUUCCCUCAAAACGGAGCCACCCACCUUUUAAAAAUAAAAAUAAUUCCCUUUCCAAUAUCCCCAUUCUAAGUUCUAACAUAAUCAUUACCUUGGUUUCAUAUAUUAAUUAUUAGAUUCACAUAUUUCAGUACCUAUAUAUGUAUAUCCACAACGUAGAUACAAUUUUGUAUAUAAAUACAUGUGCAUAUGUAUACGCGCACGCAUAGAAGCAGUGAUGGUGAGUGAGGCCAACGCGAAAUGAGCAUAUGAUUACACUCUGAAGUCCAAACCACACACGUCGACGUUCAAGUGGACGGUCCAUAUAUCUCUCUUUUCUAUACCUAAUUAGCAUCUUCUCGCUCUCUGUUUUUAUUGAUAGAGUCGGUUGGGGUUUCUUCUAUGGUCGAUCUUCUCUAGCUAGCUCGAUCAAGAAGAAACCAGCAAAAUAUAAACACUUGAAGAUUUUAUCAAAGAUGAUGGGGCUGGUGGAUCAAGAGUCGUCGAUACCGCCUGGUUUUAGGUUUCAUCCGACAGAUGAAGAGCUUGUUGGAUAUUACCUCAAGAAGAAAGUCGCAUCCCAAAGUAUUGAUCUCGAUGUUAUCCGAGAAAUUGAUCUCUACAAGAUCGAACCAUGGGAUUUACAAGAGAGAUGCAGGAUAGGGUACGAGGAGCAAAAGGAGUGGUACUUUUUUAGCCACAAAGAUAAGAAGUAUCCGACUGGGACGAGGACUAACCGAGCCACCAUGGCUGGUUUCUGGAAAGCCACAGGCCGGGACAAGGCCGUUUACCUCAACUCCAAACUAAUUGGUAUGAGAAAGACUCUCGUCUUUUACCGUGGUCGAGCUCCCAACGGCCAAAAAUCCGACUGGAUCAUCCAUGAAUACUACAGCCUAGAAUCCCACCAGAACGCUCCUCAACAGGAAGAAGGAUGGGUAGUGUGUAGAGCAUUUAAGAAACGAACGACCGUCCCGACAAAAAGAAGACAACUUUGGGAUCCAAACUGUUUCAUAUACGACGACGCUACCCUCUUGGAACCUCUCGACAAGAACGUCCUCAUCAAGCGCGCCAAACAUAACACUGAUGGUCUAGCGGUCACACCGUUUAAGCAAGAACUACCCUCUGAGGCCAACCAAAUCGUCGAUGAUGGAUUCUUUGGCUCUUACCUUAAAUCCAUGGGUGAUGAUGAAUUAUCUCAGCUUCCUCAGCUGGAGAGCCCCUCUCUUGCCUCAGAAAAGUUGCCGGAAACAACUAGCCGCACGGGGGAAGAUGACCUUGGCGCUGAGAAGAGGAUGACGGAUUGGAGAGCGCUUGAUAAGUUCGUGGCGUCUCAAUUCUUGAUGAGUGGCGAAGAAUAAAAUGUUUUUGGGAGGGGGUGAUAGUAUACCGUUCAAUGCAUGCAUGCAUAAGAAACGUUGUCGUUACGUGGAAUUAUAUAUGAUCUUAAUAAAAAUCAACGAAAGGGAAGGAUUUUGGAUGGAUAAGCAGAAGAUGAGAGUGGAAUAAGAUUAUAUAUAACGCUCUACACUUGCUGAGUUUUUCGUGUAAUGUAUAAGCAGUGGCUUAAAGAAAAAUACGUUCUUUAUUU
Messenger RNA from Brassica rapa (field mustard), 3200 nucleotides. RefSeq names its product NAC domain-containing protein 105. Gene Ontology annotation, biological process: regulation of DNA-templated transcription. NCBI's taxonomy places the organism in Eukaryota, Viridiplantae, Streptophyta, Magnoliopsida, Brassicales, Brassicaceae. Gene Ontology annotation, molecular function: DNA binding. The record is from RefSeq and is a predicted model, not a curated record.